ACGAUCGUCAUGGUCUUAAUUCACAGUCAAAAUGAAUGCGUGACAGUGAAAAAGAAAUUGCAUCAAUCGUCUCUAAAUGGUCAAUGGAAGUCUGUACAACGAGAAGAACUAGUUUACAAGCUGACAGGUAGGAAGAAAGAUCCCGUUCAUCAGGAUGUUGUUCCGCGAUCACUCUCACCUUCAUCGUAUCGAGAUCGUCAUUUAAUCUCGAUUCUCCGAUGGUGUUGGACGAAAAAAUUUCACGAAAUGACGUACAGAAAAUUGUUAAUUAUCCUAAGUUUCAGUCUCCUAAUGUACAGCGGAACCAGCGGUGAGAAUAUUUCCUUCUGCUUGAAUAACAUUUUAUUUCAUUUAAUUUCAUGGUUUUUCUCGACAGAUAUGAUGUCGUACAUGGCUAUGCUGGCACAAAGACCGGCAAGAAUAGUCGGAGGGAAGGAUGCCGAGAAAGGACUGCAUCCUUGGCAAGUUUCUGUGCAUUGGGGCGAUCGAGAACGAAAGAUACCUGCUAGACACAUAUGCGGUGGCAGUCUGUUGACUGCUGGCUGGAUACUGACAGCUGGCCACUGCAAAACCCUCACUCCAACGAGAGGAGAAUUCUUGAUCUUAGCUGGUAAAUAUAAGUUAGGUGUUUUCGAGGAUACCGAACAGAGCAGACUGGUAGACAAAGUUUUCGUUCAUCCGGAAUACGAUGGAACCGUCGCACCGUAUGAUAUUGCUCUGAUGCAAGUGGAAAAACCAUUCGAUUUAAAUCCAUUCGUCUCCACGGUGUCCUUACCGUAUCCUGGCUCCAUUCCCACGGGAGACGUUAUGCUCACCGGAUGGGGUAGCAUCGGAAGGACACGCGCUCCGGAAAAGCCGGAGAACCUGCAAGCAGCUUUAUUACCGAUAAUUGAUUACGACUUGUGCAAGAGUACGCUUGACAAAAGCUUGAAAGGAAAGGAGAAGAAUCCUCUUCAUUCGACAAACGUUUGCACCGGUCCUUUGGACGGAAGUCUGUCAGCUUGCAAGGGUGACUCAGGAGGGCCAUUAGUGACAAGAAACGGUUUUGGAGAAGCGGAAGUGGUAGGGAUCGUAUCCUGGGGACUAUUUCCGUGCGGUGGAAAGAACGCACCUUCUGUAUACACCAGAGUGUCCGCUUUCGUUACGUGGAUCACCGUGAUCAUGUUGAAUUAUACAUCGUUCAUGGAAUUGAACAUGAUCACAGCCUGCGGCAAUAAGAUAAACGGAGACUCGUAUAUAAGAUCCAGCCGAGUGAAAACGUAUCAUACCAUCGAAAUGUCGUCGAAACUGAUUGUCUUUAUUGCCUUUCUUGCCGUAAUUUGCUGUGAAGGGAAACCCUACCGCGGUUAUUCUUUACCAUUUUACCCCCAAAAUAUCAAUGAAGCAACGGAAGUUCCAAUAAAAUAUGUCCCAUGGCAAGCCUCCCUUCAAUGGGGUCAUACUUCUCACACUCACUUCUGUAGCGGAGCUAUUAUCAACGAGCGAUGGAUCCUCACUUCAGCACACUGUGCUUUGAUUGUUCCAUCCUACGGUGACUUUGUGGUUAAGGUAGGAAAGUAUAACUUGCAAAUCAAGGAGAGCACUGAACAAACGGCCCUUGUUGAAAAGUCUAUCAUACACGAGAGUUAUAAAGGAGAAGCGGGUCCCUACGAUAUCGCCAUGCUGAAACUGUCCACACCAUUGGUGUACACCGAUUCGGUCAGAAGUCUCGAACUACCGCAAUCAGAAGUCAUACCGUACGCUGUUUACUUAACAGGCUGGGGAUCAACUUGGAGAAUAGUCACUCCAAUUAUGCCUGACAAACUUCAACUCGUGAAACUAAAUAAGAUAGACAUGGCCACUUGUAACAAAUCUGUAAUUCAGCUUACAGGUUCAUCUCCUUUGGCCGACAGCAACAUUUGCGCUGGUCCCCUCACUGGUGGCUUCUCUGCGUGUAAUGGUGACUCUGGUAGUCCAUUGGUUGCGAAACACGACACCAAGUAUGAACUGAUCGGAAUCAGUUCUUGGGAAAUCGUUCCGUGUGGUACGACUGGUGCACCAUCGAUCUACACGAAAGUAUACCCUUAUGUUGACUGGAUUAAAAAUACGUUUUAAAACAUUUGUUCGUGUAUUUGAGAAUAAGGAAAUUAUUGUUAAUUCUGUUUAAUAAAUAGACGCUCUUACUUAUCAGCUAAUAAUUACAGUGCACGAAUUCGUACGUACAAUAUCAGGAUAGGUAUUGAUUUGUAUUUAUAUAACGUGUAAUUACAACGAUUUGUAUUUCCCAACACCGACGACAGACACAUGGUUCCGGGUAUCGAUAACCCAUUGAAAAAUAGGUCGAAGUCCCUAAAUGUAAUGACCCUGACACGCGUUUCACCUCCACCAAGUACCCGAUGCUAACAUAUAUGCACAAGUUUCGUUAUAUGAAAUAUACAAUACAUCUUUAUUUUUCAA
Molecule: messenger RNA, 2436 nt
Organism: Osmia bicornis bicornis
Lineage: Eukaryota; Metazoa; Arthropoda; Insecta; Hymenoptera; Megachilidae
Product: transmembrane protease serine 9-like
Exons: 8
Coding region: 10-2094 (694 amino acids)
Biological process (GO): proteolysis
Molecular function (GO): serine-type endopeptidase activity
Source: RefSeq, a predicted model, not a curated record